UCCAUGGAAUGCCGACGAGUGGUGGACCCCCGCGGAUUUUGUAUAUCAAGACGAACCCAGAGUUAAACCUGACGAAAGGCUAAAUACGAUCGGGCCCGGCACGCGACUGAAUCUCCCGCCCAGCGACGCGACGUCUAAUGGAGAACCUAGUGAUUUGAUGCUCAGGCCAUUGGGUGUCGGAAUCGCAGAAGCUGAGAGAGAGAUGGCGAGAUCCAAGAGUGUUUUUGCUCCCUUUCGACGGCAUUCAUUUUCGCAGCAUACAGUGGUAUGCGAUGAUGACCAAGGAACAUAUAGCGAUAAGGAGAAGUGCCACAAAUCGAAGGCGCUCUCUCGUUUUACUGGCGCCGAAAUAGAAGGUCUCAACAGGGCACGGAAGAAUGUUAUCCUGGCGUGCCACUCAGUAAUGACACGAGAUGGGCUGACUUCUGAACACGUGAAAAAGGAUUCUAGAGUGUCCUGUGUUAUCUCGACAGCUGGAACAAUUAUUGAUGAAGCGCUCCCUGUUUUGAAGACCAUCCUAGAGUGUACAUACGAUGCGGCUACUCUAGUUCCACUACCGUUUUUCUUGGAGGCGUCGCGGACCCUCCUAAUUAUCUGGGAUGCGUGCGAGCAACUUUCGUCGAAUCGACUUUCUUGCCUUCGCAUCGUCGAACGCUGUGCAGGAAUGGUUUACUUUGUGCGUGAGCAAAUCGAAGGGAUCGGUCCCAUCGUUGGCAAGGAACUAGACGCUGCCUUCCACGUCUUUAGAGAAGUCAUCUUCCAAAUUGAGGGGUUUCUCUGCAGAAUCAGCCGCCGCCCAAUGCUCAAACGCUUCAUUAGGAGAGCUGAAAUUGCAAAAGAACUCUGCAAUUGCGAUCAGGCUUUGAUGGAUGCCUGGCUGAGGUUCACUGCAACGGUAUCCUUGAGGAUCUUCAAGAAUGUCUCGUAUCUUGAUGGGAAGAUUGAAGACCUGGGGUCGGUUCUUUCGGAUAACACCAUGACGCCAUGUGCGGACCGUAACUCGCUAGCACAUGCACCAUCAAUCCCGGACAUGGAGACGUCCAUAGCACGCAACUCGAGCCAGAAGCGCAGCAUAUGUUAUCCACUUGCAGAGACCGUCCCAUCUAUGCCAGAGUGUCUGACGACUGCCGAGGGCGAAGUUUGUCGCGAGCUGCUCCCUAUCUUCCCUGAAGACAAUCCGGAUAAGGAACUCCGACACGACCAAUUCCAGCUCGAACAUCUUCCUGGCUUUAUUAGUACUGCACUGUGCGAUGCUGACGUCCUCAAUGGUUUAGAGAUUGAACGGAACGAAGUUGCUGAGAUAAUGAAGGCUAUGCGGCGACAGUUGGAGUCCCUGCGCCAUGCAUUCUCGCGGACGACCGCCGCUGCCAGCGACAGUACUCUCGCUGAGAUGGAACUUCUGGAUGCUAGCAUCGUCUCGAUGUCGAAGUUGCGCUGCAUGCAAGUGCGAGGCGCCGGCACUGACAACCUUCUUUUGCCAUGGGAACUUCCUUCAUGGACGAUCACGCGGUACGAGGUCGACCGGUUCGAAAUGAUCGGCCAAGGGUCAUUCUCUAGAGUUUACGCUGGAUCCUGGCGCGAUAGAGUGGUCGCCAUCAAGGUUCUCCACGACUUUAUCCCAGCUUCGACAUUUCGUCGAGAGGUCGAGCUGUGGCGCAGACUCAGGCACCCUCAGGUCGUUCGUAUGUUCGGCGCGAGUAGCGCCCAUGGUUCCAAGCCAUGGUUCAUCGUGAGCGAGCUAUACGAACGCGGAAGCCUCGUAGAGUGGUUACUGACCGCAGCACGCGAUGAUUAUGCCACGCCACGCGAAGUGGACCAGUUACGAUUCAUCUCUCAGAUCGCUGGUGGGAUGGAAUACUUGCACGCCCAGGGGGUGGUGCAUGGCGAUUUGAAGUGCGCAAACGUUUUCGUGAAUGCGGAAGGAAACUGUGCCAUCGCUGACUUCGGUCAGAGCGAACUCAAAGAUGAUGCCUACAGGUUGAGCGGGCGUCAACGACCGAAUGGAACGCCGAGGUGGAAAGCGCCGGAAGUUUUGGACGGUGCCGCGAGUCCGACGAUGCAAGCCGACGUCUACGCUUUUGCCAUCUGCUGCGUGGAGAUCCUCAAUAUGGGCAGCAUUCCUUAUGGCACCAGAGAUGACGAAGAUGUAAAGAGGAUCGUGCUCGAACAUGAUGCCCGCCCAGAGGUGUCCGAUACCCCUCUUUCCACAGUUGUUCUUCCAGUCAUCACCUGCUGCUGGGCGCGUGACCCUCGUUGUCGUUCUCCAUUUUCCAUGACUGUGUUCUGGCUUCGAGGCUGUCGGAAUCUCUUACAUCCCUAUGGCGCGGACGGCUUACCAGUCCCUUGCACGCCGAAUGGUCCCGUAAACUCACCGGUCAUCUUUUCAGACCGUCCCUCGCCUGGCCUUCGAGCGUUUGGUACACCCACUUCUGAAGGCCAUUCUUGGCUACCACAUAAUUCAUCCAUGUCCGAUUAUUACAGCACGUCAUCUGGAUUUGGAUCUGAGUUCGGACAUUCAGAACCUGACCUGGACUCGCCGGAUGUUCCAGAGUCGUCUAUGUCCAGCAGGACAUCGGGUUUCGCGGACCCGAACGCUGUUGGUGAGGUCUUCGAGCACACCAUCGACGGUCGCCUUCUUGAGAUGAUGUCCACAUCCACGUGGGCACGGGCCAUGCAGAACGAGAGGCGCUACAGGCUUUUAGCCAAAGACACCCACGGGUAUGGAGAUUUGUUCACAACGCCUCUUUGGUAUCCAUCACCUGUCGAGGUGGGUGCUGUGGGAUAUGUAUCCAAACCUGACGGGGAGUUCAUAACCCUCUGCAACGUCAUUGAGAUUGGAGGAAAGAAGAAGGCUGAGGGCGACGUGGCAAAAUGCAUGACUUCCUUGCGGGAUUAUGGUAACGUCAACAUCGGGAAGGCACGUCGUGUUCACAACAAUGGUUCGAGUAUGCUGAGCAGAUUCAAACUUGGUGGCAAUCGUCACGACGGUGAGAACGUAUCUCGCAGGCAAGCAUUUCCCCUGGAGGCCAGUAAGAAGACAGCUGCGGUCUACGCUGAGUCGUUCGAACACCGGGACUUUUCCUAUGGCGGUCUUCCUGCAGUUUCACAGUGGUUUAAAGACAAUAUACACACGAUCCUGCAAGAAUACGCACCGAAUCACCCUAUCCAGAAAGAAGACGUCUUUCUUGUGACGGGCACUGUAAACGCGCGCGACUACGCUCUCUUUGUGGCCGAUCCCAUCUCGUCAGGGGAGGCAUACUUCAACGUUUUCUCUUCUCGCAGAGCGAAUCAGCCAUGGGGCACUUUCACGGUCAAGUCUGAUGGCAAAGAGUUCUUCCCCACGUGGACCAACUUUACGAGUAAGGUAUCGCGGACCCACAAGAUCUGGGAUACCAUACUCCUUGCGCGACUUCGCUUCGCGCCUGAUGCAGAGGAGCCGACCUUGGAUUAGGAGGCAUCAUCUCUCUCUCUUCUUACCCAACGGAUUGGCUACAUACCUUCUUUCUGUUUCAUGUACUGUUACUGUUCAAGCGGACAUAUCGCCGAUUCGCAUUGUAUGA
Suillus subalutaceus is the source of this 3560-nucleotide messenger RNA. RefSeq lists its product as uncharacterized. Gene Ontology annotation, molecular function: ATP binding; protein kinase activity. Gene Ontology annotation, biological process: cell surface receptor signaling pathway; protein phosphorylation. Lineage: Eukaryota; Fungi; Basidiomycota; Agaricomycetes; Boletales; Suillaceae. The coding region runs from base 158 to 3451 and encodes 1097 amino acids. The record is from RefSeq and is a predicted model, not a curated record. The transcript has 13 exons.